Achroia grisella is the source of this 711-nucleotide messenger RNA. Its product is annotated as cytochrome c. The transcript is spliced from 4 exons. The coding region runs from base 118 to 444 and encodes 108 amino acids. The record is from RefSeq and is a predicted model, not a curated record. Gene Ontology annotation, molecular function: electron transfer activity; heme binding. Gene Ontology annotation, biological process: mitochondrial electron transport, ubiquinol to cytochrome c; mitochondrial electron transport, cytochrome c to oxygen. Gene Ontology annotation, cellular component: mitochondrial intermembrane space. NCBI's taxonomy places the organism in Eukaryota, Metazoa, Arthropoda, Insecta, Lepidoptera, Pyralidae.
UUAAAGCGCUUCGCUCUUCACUACACUACAUAGUGUCAUUAGUUGGCUGGGCAAAAAUCGAAUCGCUCCAUAUAUUGGUCCUUAAAAUUUUAAUUUCUUCGAACUCAAAAAAACAACAUGGGUGUGCCAGCUGGAAACGCUGAAAAUGGAAAGAAAAUCUUCGUCCAGAGGUGUGCACAGUGCCACACCGUUGAAUCUGGUGGCAAACACAAAGUAGGCCCCAACCUUAAUGGUUUCUUUGGUCGUAAGACUGGUCAGGCAGCUGGAUUCUCAUAUUCAGAUGCCAACAAGGCUAAAGGUAUCACCUGGAAUGACGACACCCUGUUCGAAUACCUUGAGAACCCCAAGAAGUACAUCCCCGGUACCAAAAUGGUGUUCGCGGGCUUAAAGAAAGCCAAUGAACGUGCAGACCUUAUUGCUUACUUAAAACAGGCCACCAAGUAAAUAAAGUUCAAUUUAGAUAAAAAUAAGGUAGGAGGUAUUUUCCAUUAUAUUUCUGGAAACUACUUUCUAUUUUUAGCCCAAUCAGUAUCAUCAAAAAUGUAUUUUGCAAUGUUAAAAUUGCAUUACACAUUUAGUAAAUAAUAUUACCAUGUCAAGUUUAAUUAGACUAUGUUCAUUGAAUACAAGACAUUGUGUGGAGAAUCGAUUACUCAUAGCUUAACAAUGUUGUGAAUGGUUAUAAUGUUAUUAAAUUAUUAAUAGAUGUCA